CUUGUUUGUAAGGAUCUUUCCUUUUAGGUCAGGGAAGGACGAUGGAUCUUAGCGACUGGGAAGACGUUCCCAGCAACGGCGGCAGCGACUACGACGCCCCGAUUCGCAGCGAUCGCAUGGCUUUCUCCGAUUACAAGGCUGCCAAGAGCGGCACCGAGGUAAUCUCUCCUCGCGAUUCUAGCAGCACCACGCUUGUGCUAGUGGGCAAAACCGGCAGUGGCAAGAGCGCCACAGGGAAUUCCAUCCUCGGCGGCAAGAGAUUCAACUCCAGGAUGUCCCUUGGCUCCGUGACGCGCGUGUGCGAGCUUGGGCAGAUCACACGGCCCGAUGGACGACGCAUUCGCGUCAUCGACACUCCAGGGAUGUUUGACACCGCCCUCGAUUCCAAGUCGAUCGCGAGAGAGAUUGGCAAGUGUAUGGAUUUGGCUGGCGAUGGGCUUCACGGAAUCCUCCUCGUGCUCUCGGCCAAAUCGAAGUUCACGGAGGAGGAAUUCGCUGCCGUGGAUGCGUUUGAGAAGAUGUUUGGAUCCGGGGUCUUGAACUACGUCGUCGUCGUCUUUACGAAUGGUGACGCGCUCGAAGACGAUGGCGAUGGAACGUCACUGGAGGAGUUCUUAUCGCAGAAUGGCACUCCUGGAGCUCUCAAGGAUCUUCUCCACCGGUGUGGCGAUCGAAAGAUUUUGUUUGACAACAAAUCCAAGGACAAGAGAAAGCUGGAGGCGCAGCGGAGAGAUCUUCUCGAGAUUGUUGACACGAUGAUCACUGCCAACAGCCGCAUACCUUACACCACCGAGAUCUUCGAGCUGGCCAAGGCUCAAGAAGAAGCACGAGAGAAGAAAGAGAGCAUGGAGAAUCGACUCUCUCAGCUGGAGCAAAAUUUCCCCCAAAAGAUCAAUGAACUGCGGGAGAGCUAUGAGAAGGACAAGGCCGAGCAAGAGGAGGAGCUGGCCAAAUUGCGGGAGCUCGCGGAGGAAUCCAAGCGCAGCGCGAUAGCGGCCGAGGCCAAAAUGGAGGAGCAGUGCAAGCGUGCCGAGGAGCAGCGCAGGCACGCCGAGUCGGAGCGCGCGCGAUUCGAGCAGGAGCGCAUCAAGCUCGAGGAGGAGCGCAAGCGAUUCGAGAAGGAAUUCAAGCGCAGGGAGAAGGAAUUCGAGGAAAAGAUGAAGAACUCGCGCUGCACAAUAUUGUAAAUACAGAAAGUUUUUAGGGUU
Selaginella moellendorffii is the source of this 1208-nucleotide messenger RNA. RefSeq names its product immune-associated nucleotide-binding protein 8. Lineage: Eukaryota; Viridiplantae; Streptophyta; Lycopodiopsida; Selaginellales; Selaginellaceae. Bases 42 to 1187 code for a protein of 381 amino acids. The record is from RefSeq and is a predicted model, not a curated record. The transcript is spliced from 5 exons. Gene Ontology annotation, molecular function: GTP binding.